Molecule: messenger RNA, 624 nt
Organism: Aphidius gifuensis
Lineage: Eukaryota; Metazoa; Arthropoda; Insecta; Hymenoptera; Braconidae
Product: transcription elongation factor SPT6 homolog
Exons: 4
Coding region: 83-550 (155 amino acids)
Source: RefSeq, a predicted model, not a curated record
AAUACGAUGAAGAAAGGCUUCAGGUGUAGUAUAUAAAGAGACUGUGGUCAGACGUUGAAGCAUCAUAAUUCAGUUUGAAAACAUGAAGGCAUUCGGGCUUGUCAUUUUAUUCACCAUCGCUGCUUCAGCAUACGCGUCAGUAUGGCCAUCAUCAAGCAGUGGAUGGCCAUCAUCAUCAAGCAGUGGAUGGCCAUCAAGUAGUGUUGGAUCAGGCUGGAAUUAUGGAGGUGGUGGUGGAUGGAAAAAUGGUGGCAAUAAAAUUAUAAAAAUAGUAACAGUCAGUGAUGACAGUGCUUGGCCAAGUUCUGGUUGGCAAAGUUCUGGUGCUUCAGCAUGGCCAAGCACAAGCUCAGGUUGGUCAGCACCACAAAGUAGUGGUUGGAAAUCAAGCAGUUCUGUAUGGCCAAGCUACUCAAGUUCUAAUGCUUGGAAGCCCAGCAGCAGUCUUGGUUGGAAAGCUCCAAGUGUAGGAUGGAAACCAAGUGGAUGGUCAAGUGGUUGGAAACCAAGUAGCUCUGGAUGGUCAAGUGGUGUCAGUGCUGGUUGGUAGGAGUUUUGUGGAGUUAGCAUUUUACCCACAAAAUAAUCGAGAUUUAAUUAUAUUAUCAACGUCGAUUAACCACA